AUGCUCGACUGGGAGGAAAUCCAUGAUGGAGUGGAACGCUUCUCCUUCUAUGACUCGGAUCGGUUCGAGGAGGAUUCCUUGUGCUCGUGGAACUCUGAGCCCGAGCCUGUUUGUAAUAAUUGGCGAGGCUGGAAGCGCCCUUCAACUUUCCAUUCGUUAACAAAUGGUUCCAACAACGGUGGAUCUCAUGCUCAAGGAGGAUCCCCCGUAGUGAUUUCCUCGCUUGUAGAACUAGCGGCAAAGCAGGUCGCAUCGCACAUCCCGUUCGAAGUUGUUGAGCGAUUCCAUAUUCCUGUUCCCGAGCCAUUGCAAUUACGCAUUACAUUCUGGUCUUUCCCGGAGAAUGAAGAUGACAUUCGACUUUAUUCGUGCUUGGCAAAUGGAAACCCUGAUGAGUUCGUUCGCGGAGAGACCCUAUAUCGAAACAAAGCUGUCAGUCAGUCGCUUCAAAUAGGGUUUCAUUUGAGUGCGAAUGUUACCAUCCCGGGGUCUUCAGUUGUACUGCCGAGUGGGUCAGCGACGGGCACUGGUUCUGCUGGGAAUACCACUCGUGAAAGUACGCGUGGUACCGAAAAGACCAACGGUGGAUCGAACACCUUUCAUGUUGCCAUCACAUUCGAUCGCAGACGGAUCGUGUCAUGCACUUGUACUUGCAAUGGAGCAGCCUCAUGGUGCAGCCACGUCGUGGCUGUGUGCCUUCACAGGAUUCACCAGGUGAGUCAGGUGAAGCUGCGAGCACCAGUCAGCGAGUCGCUGUCACGUUUGAGGCGAGACCAGCUGCAGAAGUUCGCGCAGUACUUGAUCAGCGAACUCCCUCAGCAGAUACUGCCGACUGCUCAAAGAUUGUUGGAUGAUCUACUUUCUGCUCAACUGUCACCUAUCAAUACUGUGUGCGGCGCUCCGGAUCCAACUGCUGGCGCAUCCGCAGGAGAACAGACCGCUUGGUGUUUUAAUGAAGCUGCAUUGCAUGAUAACAUUAGGAAAACGCUCAUUAAGUUCUGCGUUCCGUCACCAAUCGUUUUUAGUGACGUGAAUUAUUUGAGCUCAACGGCUCCGCCUGCAGCAGCAGAAUGGACCAGCUUGCUUCGCCCACUUCGCGGAAGAGAGCCAGAGGGUAUGUGGAACUUACUUUCUAUUGUCCGAGAAAUGUUCCGGCGACACGACAGGAACGCGAUUCCGCUGCUGCAAGUACUUACGGAAGAAUGUUUGGCUUGUGAGCAAAUUCUGGUUUGGUGGUUCAAUACCAAAGUUGCUCUCCAUACUGGCUCAAGUGCGCACAACGGCCGAAGUAACAAUGUCAACAAUAAUGCACACGCGUCUCAACAUGCAACGUCUUCACUUUGCGACGAAAUUGUUGCUUUGUGGCGACUGGCUGCCCUGAACCCAGCAUUACCUCCGUCAUCCCGCGAUAUUUUAUUGGAACGCUUCAAAACUUGGCACAUAGAAGUUAUUCAACGAGUGCAGAAAAGCAGAGCGAACAAUGCUAACAGUGCCCAUCAUGGUGGGAAUGGUGGAGGAAAUGCUGCUGGAAACAACAACAGUGGCCAACGACCAUUCGUAAGCAGAACAGAUAUCGAAGCCUUCAACGGAUUCAAACCUGCCAUCGAAGCUUGUUCUCUGACAUGGGAUGAUUAUCCAAUUCUUGGAGUGACGUUCUCUUUCGACGGUCUUUUUGACGGAGAUCAUACCGCGUGUCUAAUUUCAAGUGACAGUCCGCAUGGUGGCCGACAAUCUGCCAUUAAUUCCUCGCAAGCAGUGCUUAAUUGCCAAGUCAUGAGAACGGUGAGCGGGACGGGGAGUGAAGCAGGCGCCGCCGGGGUUGCCAAGAAGAGCAGUGUGUUCAGUCCAAUGGCAGGAAAUCGCUGUAGCGUGAGCAGCGAAGGUUUCUGUGAGAACUUGAAUGUAGACGAUGCCCAGCAAGGGAAUGAUGACGAGAUUGAGUCCGAUCUCUCGACAUCGCCGGGCUCGCAGGUACGUGCUCUCGUGUUGCAAAUGUCGCGGGAUCGUGAAGAAGCCGAUGCAGAUGCGGAAGCAGAAUUAGACGCCGAAGCAGAGCGUGCAUGUGCCGCUCCUAAACCCGAAGCUGGAGCCAUGGCUACCGUUGCUUCCUCAUCUUCGUCGUCGUCUUCGUCUUCCCUGUGCUUUGUUGCCCCGUCGUCGGACACGAAGGCCAAGCCCGAGGGAGAAAAGCCAGCUGCUGGAGCAGGGUCCCACAGUAUAAGCCCCUCGUCUCAGUCGGGUCAUCUUCGGGACGAAUCGGGUUAUUUUGUUCAUCUAAAGCGUUUGGAUGACCCCUUGGAGGUGUUGUUCGCUCGAGCUGAAGCACUUCAUGCUCACGGGUUCAGCAGUGAAGCAUCUACGUUGGCAAUUCAACUUGCCGAAGAAUUGCUUGCGCGUCCGCCGGACUUGAUGGUCGACUUUCCACCACCGCCGAUGACGAAACACAAACGUCGUCGUUGCCGGGUGAAUCCGGUUUCACAUCAGACCUCCUGUCUCGCAUCUGCCACGCUAUCGAAAGCGUCCUUCUUGUGCUCAGUUCUUUCUGACAUCCCCGAGUUACAAUCGCUGGCUUUCCGUGUCGGAUUGUUUGGACUGGAGUUGGCAAGACCCCCAGCAUCCACGAAAGCUUUGGAGGUGAAGAUGGCCAAUCAAGAAUUGGAGCUCGUGAGUUGGUUGAAGAAGAUUCCUCUGGGUCAAACUGAGCUGGACAUCAUUCGAGAGAAAGCCAUACAACUCCGGGAUGGUACACUUCGUUCCAGAGGCGAUGCGUUGUUGCCUCUCAACUUGGCAUCAUACAUUCUCGAUGCGCUUGUACUGUCCUCGACAAUGGCGACUCAAGCUAGUGUGACUGUUCAGCCGCCAUCUUCGACACCCACUUCAUCUCCCCUGUCUACGCCAUCUAGUUCUGUGUCAAAAGCGGAAUCAAUGAUGCAGAGGGCAAUAACUGACAAACAGCUCGGAUUUGCCGCAGCUGUGGCUGCACUUGGACUGAAGGCCAAUGUGUCAGAAGCAGAGCACCCAUUGUUGUGCGAAGGUACACGGCGACAGCGUGGGGACCUGGCAUUGACGUUGCUUGUCCAUUACAAAGAUGACCAGAAUAAACUGGCGUGCAUCAUGGACAAGUUGUUGGAUCGUCAGGUGCAUCAGAUGUACAAAGCUCCGCCACUUUCUUCGUACUACGCGACGAAUGUUCCGAAUGCUGGGUCCAGCGGUGCGACUGCAGAAGCUCCACUGAGAGAUAAUCAGGCUAGCCAGCGGGUUGAUUCCCGUGAAAGAAAUGAUGUCGCUGGAUCGUUAGCCGGAGCGAUGGUAUAUUUGGCUGUUGAUGUCAAUGAAGGAGGUCAGGAAGCCCAGGGUAUAGAUGCAUACGAGGCGUGCGCGGUGGGAGGAGAAGCCAACCGAGGUACAGGAGCGCGGCCGAAGGACUACGUGCGCUAUCCUGCAAAGGAAAGAAGUGGGUCGCUGGGAGGAGACCGGAAGAGCCCAACAUGGGCUGAAUCUGACUGCGACAAACAAUGGGAAGCCAAGUUUCGUUGCGCGAAUCUCCGGACAUGUUUUUCGAAGAAAUCCUCGAACCCGAUGGCUAGCAUUGACAGCAGUGCGCCUGAAACUACUUCGUCAGAUAACUCUCCGACCGUUGUGCGUCGUGCUUGGAAAAUGCAAGGCCCUGGCUCCGAUUCAGGAUCGAGCGGGAAGAGCUCGGAUAGUUUGGGAUCCUCAAGCAGUGGAGGUGAAAAGAAUAAACAGAAAAGGCCGUCUGGAAAUCAAGGCAAUCUAGCGUCACCAAGCUUGGGCGCCAGUGCGGGUCCGGCCUUGCUGCCCGAUCUCUCGCCAGCCAGCGGCCAAGCUGGCUCCACCACUCCGACGAAUGUGAAUCAGAGCAAUGGACCAUGUGCAUCUCCGAAUGCUGUAUCCAACGGUGCUGCGCUGAUGGCGGGUCCUCCACCACCGUUGGGUUCGCAUGUCGUGGGCUUCUUCUCGCAAUCGCCGCUUCUCAAUCCGUCGCUGGUCGGUAAAGAUCAGUCGAACAACGCAGCCAUCCGAAAUAAUCAGAAUUCGGGAGCGAGCGGAACACCAGGCGCAUCCAAUAGUGCAGGGGCCAAUGUCAAUGGAAACAAGAAUGCCACCGCCAGUGCGAACGUAACGACGAAUGCCAUGAUGACCCAAGGUGGGAAGAACAGGUUCAAGUCGAAGCGAGCCUAUCCAACGAUCCCGAAUCAGCCGAGCGAGGCUGGGGCGCACUUCAUGUUCGAAUUAGCCAAGACAGUGCUCGCGAAGGCUGGAGGAAAUUCAUCCACGUCGCUGUUCACGGAAACCUCAGCCUCUGGCAAUCAUCGCGGUCCGCAUCGAGCAUUGCACAUGUGCGCAUUUCAGAUUGGGUUGUACGCUUUAGGGCUGCACAAUUGCGUGUCCCCGAACUGGUUGUCGAGAACAUAUUCAUCCCAUGUUUCUUGGAUCUCAGGUCAAGCCCUUGAAAUCGGGGAGUGCGCUAUCGCCUUUCUGAUGAAAACUUGGGAAGGGCACUUGACUCCGCCAGAAGUUGCAAAUCUGGCCGAUCGGGCAUCACGCACUCGAGAUCCUGGGCUGGUACGAGUUGCGGCGGAGUUGGCGUUAUCGGUUCUACCUCAUGCUCAUGCUUUAAAUCCGAACGAAAUCCAGACUGCCAUUACUCAGUGCAAGGAUCAUAGCGAUGAACUUCUCGAAAGAGCCUGCCUUGCCGUGGAAACGGCAGCCAAAGGCGGUGGUGUCUCGCCGGACGUUCUCUUCAAAGUGGCUCGUCGUUGGCAAGACCUGUACCUGAUGAUGCAACGGAAAGUCGGCGAGGGGAACGGUUGCUCUUUCGUCUCGCGAAGUAACGGUGAGGAGUGCGACGUUGGUCGAUACGAUGACCCGCGUGGACGAAGCCCGGGGAUGUGUGAGGCCGAUUAUUCCAUGUCGGCGCAAAAUCCCGCGCACCCCGUCGUUGAGAGCAUUCAGGUCGACCUUGCGAUGCCUACUGGCCCACUCCCUGGCGUCCAACCGUUGUCUGGGCCCAACAACUGUCACGCUGCUCAACCGGGUCUUCCAAAUGCGGGACCCUCGCAUCCUCCACUUCAUGCGUAUUCAUUUCAGGUGGGUUUGGCGACGCCGUAUCAAACGUAUGCGAGCUUCACGUACCUUCCGCCGUUGGCUACAUAUUCUUCGCUGGCAUACCCGCUGAAUUUGUCGUAUCAAGGGCUCCACUCGACGCACCACGGCACGCAACCGUCCGUGCACCACCACCACCACCACUUUCAACAUGCUCACGCCCAAGCGCUCCUAGCGCAGCAAGCACCGUUGAUACCCCAUCAUCCGGGUGCUCCGCCGACGCCGCACAACCCUCUCCAUCCCCUGCGCCAUCAACUUCCUAACGGAGGUUACGGAGGCUCUCAUGGGUCCCUACUACGACACCCUGGUCCACCCACGUCAGUCGGAUUGGCCAUGCCAAUGACGGGCUCAGCGUCUAUCGCAGUGUCCGCUCCGCUCUGCAUGACACCCGUCGCUGGCCAACCUGGCACCACGACGCCGCCGUCGUCAUCGCAACAUAACCAAGGAAAUCAGUUCGCUGAGUAUGACUACCGUUUGAAUGCGUAUCGUGUUGGAAUGCUUGCUAUGGAAACACUUGCCACACGCGUCCACGACGACCGUCCGCAAGCCAAGUAUGCUCCGAAUCCUCCGUAUGCUGACGACGUAAAAUGGCUCCUAAAACUGGCAAUCGAAUUGGGAUCAGCUUAUAUCCACCGCUUCUGUCUGAGUGCGGUGCACAGUGUUGUGAGCCCAUUCGUGCUUGUGGAUCUUUCGCUCGAGGCAGCGUCGUAUCUCUCUCGUCAGUCGACUGGAAAUGGAGCUGGUGUUUCCUGCAUUGGCGUUAACAUCGGAGCCGGAGCUCUGGGUACAUCUGGCGCCAACAACAGCAACGGGGCGAUGUCAGUACAAAGCUUAGCGCAUCACCUCCGUAGCCCGAUGCUUUCUCCGCUUGUUCAGCGGUGCCAACAAAUGUUCAUCCAAUGCACGCAUCAGCGCUUGUAUCACAUCACGCCGGGCGAGUACGAAGACUUCGUGUCAAUAGUGAGAACAGCGAGGACAGCUUUCCAGAUGACUCUCGGCGGUCCGACGCAAUUCCAGGAGCUGUUGCAGAGCCUGAAACGUUCCAAGUUUUGCAAGAAGGAAUUGUGGCACAGAAUCACCGCCGUUCUCCAGCAAUCACCGGGCCAUUGACGAGCCCCGCGAUUUCAUAGUUCAAGAUAAUACUGUCCAGACGUUGCUCGCAGCAUGAUUCCCGUCCCGUUUCUGCGUUUAUCACUGAUAUCUUCUCAGUCGGUUGUGGCGCUGGGCUGAAGCUAUUCUAGCUGUUGCGUUUUUCGGAGCGAGCGCUUGCUCGUGAACCUAGUACCGAACCAACGCUACAAGACCACAGGCACUGCAUCGGGACAAUAAACUUUCUCGAAAGAAGCUACAUUUUAAGAAGCGCAUGAACGUGAAAAUGAUCUCAUAUGUGUGUCUCCCUUAGAUUUCAGUUACGGCAUGAAUGCUCGGGGAAUUGUUCUUUUUUAUGCGUGUUCUUUAUGUAUGUUUUAUCCAAUUGGAUCGAGGUCCUUUUCCACAUAUUUCGUCGUCGUGCUUUCGGUUCGCGACGCACAGCGUGAAUGUGAGACGUGAAUGUGACGCUUCUUCCAAGAUUUCUUCGUUGCUCCUUCACUGACCGUUGGACGAGCUUAAUGUCCUUCCAUGCUUGUUGUAUUUCGAUUACUCGUUGUGUCGUUUUCGACGUUGCCUUCUCGUGGAGUUGUUCGAUAUACCGUAUGCCGCGAGGAUCAUUUUUUAGUGGUCUGUUCUUCGUAUUGAUUCAGCUACAGAAACCUUCGUGACAUAUCUUUUGUCGGUAUUAUGCUGAUUAUCUUGCGAAUCUGCAAUUAUUUUCCUCUUGAGUUGUGUGGGAAAUUCUUUGUGGAUCGUAACAGUUCUGUUUUAUUUGAUUUCUCGUUUCCGAACAAAACUUAGGUCUAUGUCAUUCCUGAUCUUAAAAAAUGCCUUGGGUUAUCAGUGACAGGAGGCUAAUCAAAUUCUUCAUCCUUGAUUUAUGUGAGCAUGUUUUUGGGAUUGCGGGUAAAUUUUGUAUGUGCUGAAAAUCGUAUGUUGGCGUUGAGACGGAGGUGGAUUUUAGCGGAGAAGACAUGGUAUUAGCACAACUACAAUAUGUAAAUCAUGCCGUUUUCUUGCGCGUGUUUUGUUCUAACAUAGUCUAGAAGUGGAACUACGCGAUUACUGCUUAGUGCAGUUCACUCGGAUUUUUUAAAUGUUCCUUCGCAAAUUUUGGUGUUCACUUUUACGUUUGAAACAUAUUUCUUGCUGUCUUUCGUUCACAUUGCUGAAAGCAAUUAGUUAAGAUGGAAAAGCAUGAAUAUUUUGGACGUAUACUCAUGCAUGUAACAUGAUGGUGUGACGUGACGCAUCGAUAUCCGUAGGACCAGCUUUCCUAUCGGUCGAGUGUGAUUUUGGUUUUACUUUACCCUACUUGCGUACAGGAAAUUGAUGUAUAUACUCUGAAUUUCGCGUGGAAAAAGUACCUCUUACUAUUACCGAGAAGAACUCUUAAGUCGCAAGAGAAGCGGAACACGAAAGUGUAAAAGGAAUUAAUACAAUUGGGAUGUCAUUUGUGCGAUUACAGUUUAUUUUUCGAGUUGCUAUAUCUGUUCAUGGAUUCAAAUAUACAUAAAUACGUGAAUGAAGA
Notodromas monacha is the source of this 7750-nucleotide messenger RNA. NCBI's taxonomy places the organism in Eukaryota, Metazoa, Arthropoda, Ostracoda, Podocopida, Cyprididae. The record is from the annotation of a GenBank genome assembly.